Racocetra fulgida is the source of this 443-nucleotide messenger RNA. NCBI's taxonomy places the organism in Eukaryota, Fungi, Glomeromycota, Glomeromycetes, Diversisporales, Gigasporaceae. The record is from the annotation of a GenBank genome assembly.
AUUUGUUUCUUAAAGGAGGUCAUCAAAUACUUAAUGAUAAAGAAAAACAGGUAGCAGAAAUACUCAAACAACAAAUCAUUUAUGAUAUUGUUGUUGAAUUAUCAACCAUAUGUAAUGGGAUUGGUGGUAAUUCUUUACUUAAAGAUGAAGAGCGACAUACAGUAGAUUUAAAUAUUAAUAGUAAUAAUACAAACCCGAACAUUAAUUAUAGUAAUGUAAAUCCAAAUAGUGAUACUAUAGAUGAAAUGCCUCACAAUGGAUUGAAUACAACUGCUAUUGGGUUACAUCAAUCUAUUUUGCCUAAUCAAAGAACUGCAAAAAUGCAGCAGCAAUCAAUGGACCUUUUUUAUUGCAUAGGAGAUGCUACAGUUAUUGAGUUUUUUGAUCCAAGAUCAGAUGAAAAGUUGGAGAAUUUAGAUGCAAAAAUUGAGAAUUGUUAUUGA